UAUUAUUAUUCGUGUAAUUUACAUAUGAAUGUAAAAACUUGUUUUGUUAUUUUUUUUACACGUAACCUUAUAUAAGGUGAGUGAAAUAUGUUAGACAAAUAUGUAUUGUAGUACAUUAAGUGAUUUUAAGAUUGAUUUCUGUCUCCUGGUCUGUUUAUAUCCCAAUUUGUUGGAUUUGUGUUUACCACAGCUUCUUUGACAUGUAGGGGAACUGGACUGGGUCGAUCGUCAGCGAUCAGAUAGCUCUAUUGGUACCCCAGUCUGGGAGGGUCCUGUGUUUUUACCCCAGUCUGGGUUGGUCCUGUGUUCGUACCCCAGUCAUGCCAUGGAAGGGUCCUGUGUUCGUACCCCAGUCUGGUUGUGAGAGGGUCCUGUGUUCGUACCUCAGUCUGGCCAUGGGAGGGUCCUGUGUUCGUACCUCAGUCUGGCCAUGGGAGGGUCCUGUGUUUGUACCCCAGUCUGGUUGUGGGAGGGUCCUGUGUUCGUACCUCAGUCUGGUUCUAGGAGGGUCCUGUGUUCGUACAUCAGUCUGGUUGUGGGAGGGUCCUGUGUUCGUACCUCAGUCUGGUUGUGGGACGGUCCUGUAUUCGUACCUCAGUCUGGUUGUGGGAGGGUCCUGUGUUCGUACCUCAGUCUGGUUGUGGGAGGGUACUGUGUUCGUACCUCAGUCUGGUUGCGGGAGGGUCCUGUGUUCGUACCUCAGUCUGGCCAUGGGAAGGUCCUGUGUUCGUACGCCAGUCUGGUUGUGGGAGGGUCCUGUGUUUGUACCUCAGUCUGGUUGUGGGAGGGUACUGUGUUCAUACCUCAGUCUGGUUGUGGGAUGGUCCUGUGUUCGUACCCCAGUCUGGUUGUGGGAGGGUCCUGUGUUUGUACCUAAGUCUGGUUGUGGGAGGGUCCUGUGUUCGUACCCCAGUCUGGCCGUGGGAGGGUCCUGUAUUCGUACCCCAGUCUGGCCGUGGGAGGGUCCUGUAUUGGUACCCCAGUCUGGCCGUAGGAGGGUCCUGUGUUCGUACCCCAGUCUGGAUGAGGGAGGGUCCUUGGUUGGUACCCCAGUCUGGCCGUUGCCUUUCUCCUGUUACAUAUUCCUGACAUGGUAUGUGGCCGUUGCCUUUAUCCAGUUACACCUACCUGACAUGGUUUGUGAUGCUUUCUUUGCUACACACAUGUAUUGGUUGUGUUUACAUUAGUUCAUGAGACUGAACAGGAAUCCUUUAUGGGCAUUAGUUCAGUAGAAAACAUCAGUAAACUGUAUAGGAAAUAUUUUUGAAAUUCAUGUUACAUGUGUAUCAUUUAUAUCAUUCCAAAUUAGAUUAGGUAAUUUUGUGCCAAUGUUUAAUUUCUUCUUUUUAUCCUUUUUGGGUUUUUUGGCUUUUUUCCAAUAAAAUGU
Mizuhopecten yessoensis (Yesso scallop) is the source of this 1387-nucleotide messenger RNA. RefSeq lists its product as uncharacterized. The record is from RefSeq and is a predicted model, not a curated record. Lineage: Eukaryota; Metazoa; Mollusca; Bivalvia; Pectinida; Pectinidae. The transcript is spliced from 3 exons. The coding region runs from base 321 to 1187 and encodes 288 amino acids.